This is a messenger RNA of Jatropha curcas, 2873 nucleotides long. The record is from RefSeq and is a predicted model, not a curated record. Lineage: Eukaryota; Viridiplantae; Streptophyta; Magnoliopsida; Malpighiales; Euphorbiaceae.
CGUCAUUUGGUUUGGUGGCCAGAUAAAAGUUCAAAACGACGUCGUAGUCUCCAGUCGCGGUUGCCUCGAGAACACAAAAUUUGAGGUCACCGUUAUCGUGUCCGCGACACUGAAUGGAAAAGCAUGACAGUGGCAGUUUUAGUAUUACGAUAUGAUUCGAUUCUAUCCAGAACCAAAAUCUUAGUUUCAAAAUCAUCAAGCUUUCCUCGGCUUUUUCUCAUUCCUCAUGGAUUUACGCGAAACCGUUGAUUUUGCUCGUAACUUUGCUGUAAUGGUCAGAGUCCACGGCCCGGACCCAAAGGGGCUGAAGAUGCGAAAACAUGCUUUUCAUCAAUACAAUUCUGGCAAUACAACACUUUCAGCUUCUGGGAUGCUAUUGCCUGAUACCCUUUACCAUGCUGACUUGGCAAAGCAAGUUUUGGUCAGUAAUAGCAAGGAGGGUCAUGGUCUGGUGCUGGUUUUGACCGUUGCUUCUGUUGUUGAGUCUUUUCUGUCACCAAACCAGAGGGAGAACAUUUCUCAGGGCCAGCCCGAGAUGAUUCCUGGUGCUCAGAUUGAUAUUAUGAUAGAGGAAAAGUUGGGGGUAGAAAGACAUGCUGAGGGAAGCUUGGAUAAAGGAGCUUCUAGUUGGUUCACUGCUCAACUUCUAAGAUUGGUCGAUGUUCCUGUAUCUUCCCAUGCUCUCCAAUCACUUAUUGAAUCCUCUUCAGGCUUAGUAGGUAAUGGAUGGGAGACCGGUUGGUCUUUGGCCUCCUAUGAUAAUGGUCCUCGAACUUUUAUGGAUGCUGGUCAGACACAGACUGAAGGUCGUAAUACAUCUUUCAUGGAGGGGCAGGGGCACUUACCAGUGGAGGAAUCUGGCAAUCCAAGCCUUAUGAGCAAUGCAACUACUAGAAUUGCUAUUCUUGGAACUUUCUUAGGUUUGAAGGAUCUACCAAACAUUGCAAUAUCACCGUCAAACAGAAGAGGGGAUUUUCUUUUAGCUGUGGGUUCUCCUUUUGGCAUCCUGUCGCCUGUGCAUUUCUUUAACAGCUUGUCAGUGGGAUCGAUUGCCAAUUGCUAUCCAGCUAGAUCAUCAAAUAUUUCAUUGCUGAUGGCUGACAUUCAGUGUCUUCCAGGAAUGGAAGGGGGCCCAAUUUUUGGAGAACUUGCACAUCUCAUUGGCAUUUUGAUUAGACCUUUGAGGCAAAAGAGUAGUAGUGCUGAAAUUCAGCUGGUGAUUCCGUGGGAAACCAUUGCAACUGCUUGCAGUGACUUGCUGCUGAAGGAGCCUCAAAAUGCAGAAAAAGGGACCCAUUUUAAUGAGGAAAACUUAAAUGCUGUAGGGAAUGCAUACAGUCAUGAGCCAGAUGGACCCUUAUGUUAUGAAUACAAGCCUCUUAAUUCUUAUUGCCGUUCUCUGCUCUCUCUUGAAAAGGUGACGGCUUCUGUUUGUCUUAUUACAAUUGAUGAAGGUGUAUGGGCAUCUGGGGUUCUGCUGAAUGAUCGGGGCCUGAUACUCACAAAUGCUCACCUGUUAGAACCAUGGAGAUUUGGGAAAACAACUGUAAAUGGAGGAAGGAAUGGAGUCAAUUCAGAGGACCUCUUCCUCCUGCCUGAAGAAUCUGUGUUUCCUGGGCAUAGUAAUGUUGAUAGCUACCAGAAAAGUGACAGGUUGACAACGGAAGCAAUAAAGAUCAAGAAUUCCUCUAUGAUUGAUAAGAGCAAGGGAUACCAAUUGAGUUUGUCUUACCAAGGCUAUAGAAAUAUACGUGUUCGCUUGGAUCAUGUAAAUCCUUGGAUUUGGAGUGAUGCCAAAGUAGUCUACGUUAGUAAGGGGCCUUUGGAUGUUGCCCUACUGCAGCUUGAAUAUGUUCCAGAUCAGCUUUGCCCUAUCAAGGUGGAUAUGGUGUGCCCAGUUUUGGGAUCAAAGGCAUACGUCAUUGGACAUGGACUAUUUGGACCUAAAUGCGGCUUUUCCCCUUCUGUUUGCUCUGGAGUGGUAGCAAAAAUAGUUAAAGCGAAAGCUCCUCCGUAUUAUCAAUACAAUCAAGGAGGACAUUCAAGUAUUCCUGCAAUGCUUGAAACAACAGCUGCUGUUCACCCUGGUGGUAGUGGUGGUGCUGUCAUUAAUUCGAAAGGUCAUAUGAUUGGACUUGUUACCAGCAAUUCAAGGCAUGGUGGAGGGACAGUUAUACCACAUCUGAAUUUCAGCAUUCCCUGUGCACUAUUGGCGCCCAUCUUUGAAUUUGCAAGAGGUGGUUUAACUGAACUGUUCUUUGUAUUUCCAGACAUUGUACAUGCUCUGUACUCACAAUAUCUGAUAAAUUUGGUUUCAUUGAGACAGAUAUGAUGGAUAUUUCACUUCUGCAGAAUCUUGAUCAACCCAAUGAAGACCUUUCUUCAGUGUGGGCGUUAAUGCCGCGGCUCUCCCCCGAGCCAAGCCCUAUCCUGCCUAUUCUGCCAGAAGAUAAUAGUAAACAUGGAAAGGGUUCCAAAUUUGCUAAAUUCAUGGCUGAAAGAGAGAGAGUUUUGAGGAGCUCAGUUCAACAAAGCAAGGUGGAAAGCAUUUCAAAUGCGAGUUUUCCUAGUAAGUUAUGACCAUGGACCAAUCUUGUACCAAUUGAACGAGAUAUUAUCAGCAUGAAAGCCGAAUCAUAUCGAUAAAUUCUCAAGUGAAGUUGUUAAACUUAAAUACAACCAGAAAAUACUCUGUACACAAAAAACACUAUGUUUUAUUUGUUGUUCUUGCAAGUUUGUAUUCACACAGAUUCAGAUGUCUUGUACAAUGAUACCUUACAAUCAGUUAUAUCCGUUGUGUACUUCCAGAACCUGAAUUUUGGGUCUCUGUUAUUCUUCAUUGAAAUAAAAUGAUAAUCUUCGUGGUAGGAAAA